UUAAUGUUUCACUCUUUCUCUAUCUCUCUAUAAACCCUUGCCGCCGUGGGAGCUAGCUAACCAGGGUUUACUGUUCGAUUUCCAUUUCCAUUUCCGAUCAUGGAAGGAAUCGAAAUGGAGCAACCAACAUUCAACAACGAAUCCAACGAUGAUAUAUGCAAUUCAAUCCUCUCUCGUUUCUCAAAAUCCACCGCCGUUAGCCACCAACACCUCUGCACCGUCAUCGGCGCAAUGUCACAGGAACUCAAAGACCACAACCUCCCUUCUACCCCAGUCGCAUACUUCGGCGCAACGUGCUCCUCCCUUAACCGCAUCGUUCCGGAACCUAAUCCACCUGACCACGUCAUCGACUCGCUUGUCACGAUUCUCUCGAUUGUUAUCGUUAAAGUGCCCAUGGCUGUGUUGAAGAAGGAGAGAGAGUCUUUGUCCGAGCUUAUUGUGAAAGUUAUUCAUUCUCAGUCGUCGAAGAAUUCGGAGAGUGUCGUUGUUGAUGCAUUGAAGUGUGCUUCGCAUCUGUUGAUUCAUAGGGAUAGUGUUCAUUGGUCUGAUGUGUCGACUUUGUUCAAUCUUUUGUUAGGAUUUCUUACUGAUUCACGACCCAAGGUAAGAAGGCAAUCCCAUCUGGGCCUCCGUGAUGUCUUGAUAAAUUUUCAAAAGUCUUCGCUAUUAGCAUCUGCAAGUGAAGGUGUCAAAAACCUACUUGAAAGGUUUUUACUGCUUGCCGGUGGAGCAAAUGCAAAUGCUGGUGAAGGAACUAAGGGAGCCCAACAGGUUUUGUAUGUUCUCGAUGCCUUGAAAGAAUGCCUUCCUUUGUUGUCACUAAAAGACAAGAACAGCAUUCUCAAACACUUCAAAACUCUAUUGAAUCUGCGUCAACCCCUAGUCACUAGGCGCAUAAUGGAUGCUUUGAAUUUUAUCUGUCUUAACUCAACAUCAGAAGUUUCCUCUGAAGCACUACUUGAGGUGUUGAGCACAUUAUCGUCUCUUUCUACCUCAUCAAAUGAGAUUUCUGGAGAUGGUAUGACAUUUACUGCUCGCUUGCUUGAUGCUGGAAUGAAGAAAGUUUUUUCCCUGAACAGGCAAAUGUGUGUAAUUAAGCUUCCCAGUGUCUUCAGUGAUCUCAAAGAUAUUUUGGCAUCUGAACAUGAAGAGGCCAUAUUCGCAGCCACAGAUGCACUCAAAAGCAUGAUCAAUUAUUGCGUUGAUGAGAGUUUGAUUAAACAGGGAGUGGAUCAGAUAACUCUGGAUGAAUCAAGGAGAUCAGGACCAACCAUUAUUGAGAAAAUUUGUGCAACUAUUGAGAGCUUACUUGAUUAUCACUAUGCUGCUGCCUGGGACAGAGUUUUUGAUGUUGUUUCCGCAAUGUUUCACAAAUUAGGAAGUGACUCUCCUUACUUUAUGAGAGGUAUACUCAAAAACUUGGAAGAUAUGCAGAAGCUGCCUGAUGAAGAUUUUCCCUUUAGGAAACAGCUUCAUACAUGCCUUGGAUCAGCUCUUGUUGCAAUGGGACCUGAAACUUUCUUAUCCUUUAUACCAUUGAAUUUGGAAGCUGAAGAUUUAUCUGUCUCAAAUAUAUGGCUUUUUCCAAUUCUAAAACAGUAUAUUGUUGGUGCACGUCUAAAAUAUUUUGCCGAGGAAAUUUUGCCUAUGAUUGGACGUAUUAGGGAGAAGGCUCAAAAGCUUGAGAAGCAGGGACUGACGGUGUCAUCAAGGAAUGCAGACGCACUUGCUUACUCUUUGUGGUCUUUACUGCCUUCAUUUUGUAACUAUCCUUCAGACACAGCUAAAAGCUUCAAGGAUCUAGAGAGACAUUUACGUAGUACACUAAAAGAAGAACCUGAUAUUCGUGGAAUAAUAUGCACUAGUUUGCAGCUUCUGGUUAGACAAAACAAGAACAUAAAGGACUCAAAUGAUAAAGAUGAUAUUGGGCAAGAUAUGGCCAAAGAGCAAGUCUUGGUUAAUUACUCGCAACAGGUUGCAACAGAAAAUUUGAGGGCACUGGAGAUUUCUGCCAAGAACUUGUUGAAAGAUCUGUCAGACGUGUUCCUGAAAUCUACAAAAGAUGACGGUGGUUGUUUGCAGGGCACAGUUAGUGACAUUGCUUCUAUAGCAGAAAAGAAAGUCGUACAAAACUUAUUUAAGAAGAAGAUGUCAGACCUCUUAAAAUGUACUCAAAAUGCCAACAGAAUAGAUGGUUCAGACAGCUCUAUGCAGAUUGAUGCAUCAAGUGAUGUGUCUCAAUCAGUUCUCAGGGCGCGGCUUCUUGAUUUCGCAGUUUCAUUGUUGCCUGGAUUAGAUACAAAAGAUAUUGAUUUAUUAUUUCAAGUAUUAAAGCCAGCAUUGCAGGAUGUUGGUGUCAUGCAGAAGAAGGCAUACAAAGUUCUCUCGAUCAUACUCAGGAGCUCGGAUAGUUUUGUUUCAUCGAAGCUUGAGGUUCUGCUUGGGCUUAUGGUUGAAAUUCUUCCUUGCCAUUCUUCUGCCAAACGCCAUAGACUUGAUUGCCUUUACUUUUUGAUACUCCAUGUCAUGAAGUCCGAGGCAGUCAAAGUUGAGUUCCUUUACUUCUUAACAGUCCAAGACUCGAAAUCCAAGGAUGAUUCGAUGGCCUGGCCAGAAGUUUUCCUCACUGAGAUAAUACUGGCUCUUAAAGAGGCUAAUAAGAAAACCAGGAACAGGGCUUAUGACAUUCUGGUCGAAAUCGCCCAUGCAUUUGGAGACGAGGAGAGAGGUGGGAACAGAAAUAACCUCUUUCAAUUUUUUAUCAAGGUUGCGCGCGGCCUUGUUGGAAAAACUCCACAUAUGAUAAGUGCAACCGUCAAAGGUUUAGCUCGCUUGGCCUAUGAAUUCUCUGACCUUGCUUUAACUGCUUUCGAUUUGCUUCCAUCUACUUUUGUCCUGCUCGAAAAAAAGAAUAGAGAGAUAACCAAGGCCAAUCUUGGUUUAUUAAAGGUUUUAGUAGCCAAAUCACAAGCAGAAGGAUUGCAAAUGCAUCUGAAGAGCGUGGUUGAGUGUUUGUUUCAGUGGCAAGAUGAAGCCAAAAAUCAUUUUAAAGCAAAGGUCAAACUUCUUUUGGGAAUGCUCAUCUCGAAGUGUGGAUUGGAGGCUGUUAAAGCUGUCCUGCCUGAAGAACAUAUGAAACUUCUUACCAACAUACGCAAGAUCAAGGAGCGGAAAGAGAGGAACCGAGGUGCUAAGUCUGAAGAAACUAGGUCUCAGGUUUCAAAGGCAACUACAUCCAGGAAAAGUAGAUGGAACCAUACUGAUAUUUUUUCGGAGUUUGAUGGAGACAGCAAAGGUAGUGAUGCAGAAUACCUGAACGGCAAGACAAUUUCUAGAGGGGGUAAAUCUUCCACACAUCUCAAAUCAGCAGCAUCUUCAUUCAGGUCCAAGAUGAGACUAAAAAACAAUAUUCCUGAGCACUUGUCUGACGAAUCAGAUGACGAGCCACUUGAUUUGCUUGAUCGGCAGAAAGUAAGGUCUGCUCUUAGAUCUGAGAAUCUCAAAAGGAAGUCAAGGUCAGACGAUGAUGAGAUGGAGGUAGAUUCUGAAGGACGUUUGAUUAUCCGGGAGGAAGGGGAACAGACGGAGGAAAAACCAGCCGAUUCAGAAUAUGAUGCUAGGAGUGAGCCUGAUAGUCAUUUGUCUGCAAGGUCCGGAACUAAAGCCCAAAAGCGGAGAAGAACAGCAGAGCCUGGUAGGGCUGGUAGGGCUUACACUGGAAAGGAAUAUGCUAGCAAAAAAGCUGGAGGAGAUAUUAAGAGGAAGGAUAAGCUUGAACCUUAUGCAUAUUGGCCACUUGAUCGGAAAAUGAUGAGUCGUCGACCACAACAUCGGGCUGCUGCAAAAAAAGGUAUGGCUACUGUGGUAAAUAUGACAAAAAGGCUUGAAGGCAAGAGUGCGUCUGGCGUGCUUUCUAUGAAGAGUAUGAAACUAAAAAGAACUCAAAAGAAAGGCAGCAAGCAAUAGAAAAUGUAGCAGCAGAUUGAUAGAGCCAUGGUUUGCUGUAAUUUAGUGUGUAUUUAUUUGAUGAUAAAAGAAAGCAGGUUUUUGGGUUUCAGUUUUCUUAUACGGUAUACACAAGAGGACUUGUGUUAAAAUUUUGAAUUAGAUGCACCCGGCUUCAAGAGUGCUUAUUGUCAUAAUUGUAUUUUUUUUCAAAAAAACGAAAUAUUGUUUAAAUUGUACUGUCCAAAACUUUGUAUUCUA
Messenger RNA from Medicago truncatula (barrel medic), 4206 nucleotides. Its product is annotated as RRP12-like protein. The record is from RefSeq and is a predicted model, not a curated record. The transcript has 18 exons. Bases 100 to 3966 code for a protein of 1288 amino acids. Lineage: Eukaryota; Viridiplantae; Streptophyta; Magnoliopsida; Fabales; Fabaceae.